Triticum dicoccoides is the source of this 1249-nucleotide messenger RNA. Its product is annotated as 1-aminocyclopropane-1-carboxylate oxidase homolog 2-like. The transcript is spliced from 3 exons. NCBI's taxonomy places the organism in Eukaryota, Viridiplantae, Streptophyta, Magnoliopsida, Poales, Poaceae. The record is from RefSeq and is a predicted model, not a curated record. The coding region runs from base 31 to 1122 and encodes 363 amino acids.
UCCACGAUCACGUACGUGCGCCACCAAACCAUGUCGGCCACCUCGUACGACCGCGCAGCGGAGCUCCGCGCGCUGGACGCCACCUACGCCGGCGUCCGCGGCCUCGUCGCCUCCGGCGUCACCCACGUCCCGCUCAUCUUCCGCGUCUCCGACCAGCACAGUGAGCCGCAGCAGCACACCACCGUCCCUGCCGGCCAAGAACUAGCAGCCAUCCCGAUAAUCGACCUCGGGUGCGGUGACCACGCGGGUGUUGUGGCCGCCGUCCGCCAGGCCGCGGCAGAGUGGGGGUUCUUCCAGGUGACGGGCCAUGGGGUGCCGGAGACGGUGAUGGCCACGGCGACCGAUGCUGUGCGGGCAUUCCACGAGGCCGAUGGUGGUGAGGGUAGUGACAAGGCGCGGCUCUACUCGCGUGAGCCGGCGAGGGCGGUCAAGUAUCACUGCAACUUCGACUUGUACCAGUCGCCCGUGGCCAACUGGCGCGACACGCUCUACCUCCGCAUGGCGCCCACCCCGCCUGACGCCGAUGAUCUGCCGGACAGCUGCCGUAAUGUGUUGUUUGAAUAUGCCCACCAAGUGAAGAAUUUGGGGAACACUUUGCUCGAGCUGCUCUCAGAAGCUCUUGGACUCAAACCAAGCCACCUAGAAGAUAUAGAGUGCAACCAAGCCCAGGUCUUACUGUGCCACUAUUACCCUCCCUGCCCCCAGCCAAAACUCGCCAUAGGGACAAGCCGACAUUCAGACGGUGGCUUCCUAACCAUACUUCUCCAAGACGAAAUCGGCGGCCUCCAGAUCUUAAAGGAGGAGCAGUGGGUAGAGGUCACUCCUACUCCUGGAGCAUUCAUCGUGAACAUUGGUGAUCUCUUACAGUUGAUCUCCAACGAUGGGUUUAGGAGCGUGGAACAUAGGGUUUUGGCGAAGAACGUUGCUCCACGGGUCUCGAUUGCAAACUUCUUCGGAACGCAUAUCGAUCCGACAUCAACAAGGAUUUACUGUCCAAUUAAGGAGUUAUUGUCUGACAAGAAGCUACCGUUAUAUAGGGAAACCCUCGCUAGUGAUUACAUCAAACAUUACUACUCCAUUGGGUUAGAUGCAAAAACUGCUAUUUCUCAUUACCAGCUAUGAACUGGGAUAUGUGGAGAGCCUGUGCUCUCUUGGUGCAAACAAGAACCAUGUAUACCUAGAACAUGAAUAAUUUAGCAAUGUUCAAUGCUAAGAAAUGGAUAGUAUAUUUGCAUACAUGUUAGGCCUU